Gasterosteus aculeatus aculeatus (three-spined stickleback) is the source of this 746-nucleotide messenger RNA. RefSeq names its product RNA polymerase II subunit I (gene polr2i). The record is from RefSeq and is a predicted model, not a curated record. Gene Ontology annotation, molecular function: DNA-directed RNA polymerase activity; nucleic acid binding; zinc ion binding. Gene Ontology annotation, biological process: DNA-templated transcription; transcription initiation at RNA polymerase II promoter; transcription-coupled nucleotide-excision repair. Gene Ontology annotation, cellular component: RNA polymerase II, core complex. Lineage: Eukaryota; Metazoa; Chordata; Actinopteri; Perciformes; Gasterosteidae.
UCGGUCUGUUUUCAAACGAGUGGAAGAAAGCGGCGCUGGAAGAAGCGAAGGACCCGAAAGAGCGUCGAGCUUCUCCUUUUUGUCACGUUUAGCUUCAGCCUGUAGUAUUUCCAAUGGAUUUAGAACCCGGAACAUACGAACCAGGAUUUGUUGGUAUUAGGUUUUGUCAAGAAUGUAACAACAUGUUAUACCCUAAAGAAGACAAGGAGAAUCGCAUCCUGCUCUAUGCGUGCAGGAACUGUGACUACCAACAAGAAGCAGACAACAGCUGCAUCUACGUCAACAAGAUCACCCACGAAGUGGAUGAGUUGACACAAAUCAUUGCUGAUGUAUCUCAGGAUCCAACACUUCCAAGGACAGAGGACCACCCCUGUCCCAAAUGCGGUCACAAGGAGGCAGUGUUUUUCCAGUCUCACAGUAUGAAGGCUGAGGACGCUAUGAGACUGUACUACGUCUGCACGGCCCCUCACUGUGGACACAGAUGGACGGAGUAAAGUUAGCCACGAUGAAGAGAUCUAACUUUUUUUAUCUAUAGUAAUUACUGUUCACAGAAAAACCACAGCUCAGAUUUUCUUUACUAUCAAUGUGCAGCUUUCUUGUUAAACAGCAGGGCUGCUGACGUUUGUAGAGUAUCUUUGUUUGAAUGCUGUAAGUGUCAGACAGCAUCUUAUGAAUAUGAUGUAUUAAUAUUUUUUUAUAGAAGUUGUCAUGUUUUUGUUAGAUUAAAGGAAUCACUUAUUUCAAAA